Messenger RNA from Lindgomyces ingoldianus, 1050 nucleotides. RefSeq names its product arad-like aldolase/epimerase. Bases 140 to 1042 code for a protein of 300 amino acids. Gene Ontology annotation, biological process: pentose catabolic process. The record is from RefSeq and is a predicted model, not a curated record. The transcript has a single exon. Gene Ontology annotation, molecular function: aldehyde-lyase activity. Gene Ontology annotation, cellular component: cytosol. NCBI's taxonomy places the organism in Eukaryota, Fungi, Ascomycota, Dothideomycetes, Pleosporales, Lindgomycetaceae.
AGCUGCUAUUGUGUCGCGGUUGUUCGAGAUUCAUCUUGCUAUAACAAAUCCCAGUCGCCCCUACCAGGUACAAUAUCCAUCAAUCUUCCUAGCACCGAGCGUACUUCUUCGACGCCACCUUUCACUCAUCACCACUAAAAUGCCGAACCAAUCCACCUCUUUCCCUCCUGAAAUAAAAUCUCAACUCCAGCUACUCAUCUCUGCAAACCACAUCCUCCACUACCACGGCCUAGUGGACGCAUUCGGCCACAUCUCCAUCCGCCACCCCUUGAAUCCCAAUCACUACAUCAUUGCAUCCUACAAUCCUGGAGCUCCGGCUCUAGUCUCCUCCUUUGCCCACUUUAUCGAAUAUCGCGUCUCUGACUCCUCGCCCCUGGACCAAGACGCGCCUCGAGGGUACAGCGAACGGUACAUUCAUAGCGAGAUAUUUAAACGGUUCCCAAGGGUCAUGUGCGUUGUGCAUUCACAUUCCGAGGCUGUAAUUCCGUUUAUGACUGCGGGAGUGCAGAUUCGGCCUGUUUUCCACAUGGCUGGGUUUCUGGGGAAGGACGGUCCACCGACGUUUGAUGUCACGAGGACAUACCAGGAUCUGGAGUCGAGAAAAAUUUCACAUUCCCCAGAUAUGCUAAUUAAAACUGAGCACCUUGGGGCGAAACUGGCUGAGACUUUCGACGUGCAGGAUAGGGCUUUCGGAGAUGUGAGCGUGGAAAGGGAAGUAGAAGCCCGGCCUGUUGUUUUACAGCACAAGCACGGUUUUACGUGUGUGGGCGAUAGCAUUCAAAAUGCUGUGUAUCGAGCUAUUUAUUUGCAGAAGAACUGCGCUUUGUUAAAGAACGCGUUGGAUCUUCAGAGUGUGAAGAGAGCUAGCGCGGCAGAUAUCAGUUUUCUGACGGAAGAAGAGGCAAAGGGCUGCGCAAAGAUGAAUGAAAUGACAGCGGAUAAAGCGUUCAGACUGUGGCUGAGAGAAGUGGAAGUGAAUCCAUUGUACAGGAAUGAGGAGGGUGUACCAAAAGAUUUGCCUGUUGGGGGUAUGAAGGACUAAAGAAAGAG